Molecule: messenger RNA, 789 nt
Organism: Adineta ricciae
Lineage: Eukaryota; Metazoa; Rotifera; Eurotatoria; Adinetida; Adinetidae
Source: the annotation of a GenBank genome assembly
AUGGCAAAUCAAAUUAUACCAGACGAUGAGAAUAUUAUUGAAAGAUUUACGAAAAUUUUUCAAUCAAAAAACAAAUCAGACAAUGGUGAGAAUACCAUGAGUGAAGAAGAUUUAGAUAUGAUAGCUGGUCGAGUAUCACAAGGAUCAAACGAAGUCGAUUUCGAGUAUUUACAGAGAGAAAAAAAAUUUGCUUGGGUGAUGGGUGGUGAUGGUUUAAGUUUGUUUCUAAAACAAUCUAAUGUUCAAGCACUACGUUCAAUUGGUUUUGAAGAUCGACGGAUUCGAAGGAAACUAGAAGCCGGCAGACGUUUUCGUUUAGGUAUAUUUUAUAGAUCAGAUCAACGUGUUCUAGCGACAUGGGAUGGAAUAUUAUCGCUCAUAGAUAAGCAUUUUCCGAAGCCGAUUUCAACUAAAAUAUGUCAACAUGCAGAUGCAUUCAAAUCAAUGACCUUUGAUGAAAUUGAAACUCGAGCUCGGUCAACAUAUCUUAAAGGAGCAUCUUAUUUUGAUGUCGGUCAAACGUGUGUCAAUGAUAUUGCAGCUGAGCCUCGUUUUAUGACGGAAGAAAGAUUUUUGGCAUGUGAAGGAACAUUAGAAGAGGCUCGUGGUUUUCUCUAUAAUCAAUUAUCCGUUGCGGAUUUAUUUGAUGGUAGCGGAUUUACGAAGGAUUCAAAUGGACAAUUACACGUCAGAGAAUACCUACAACCCAGUGUGCCCGUUUGCGAUCUGCCCGGACUUCGAUACUUGGAUAUACCUAUUGAUACUAACGAUCUUAUGCCGAAUGAUUAA